This is a messenger RNA of Fusarium coffeatum, 1866 nucleotides long. RefSeq lists its product as uncharacterized. The coding region runs from base 1 to 1866 and encodes 621 amino acids. Gene Ontology annotation, molecular function: beta-glucosidase activity. NCBI's taxonomy places the organism in Eukaryota, Fungi, Ascomycota, Sordariomycetes, Hypocreales, Nectriaceae. The record is from RefSeq and is a predicted model, not a curated record. The transcript has a single exon. Gene Ontology annotation, biological process: carbohydrate metabolic process.
AUGACGCUCUCACACGCUGCCAUACAAUUCCUCUUUGCAUCACUGGCUCUCAGCCAGCAGAUCUACUCUGAUGUCAAGGGCCCUACAGAGCGUCCUCAAUGCAAAGCCACAGAGACAAGCGAGCCAAAAUACACAUAUACACCCUUCCGUUACACUCUUUCUGAGACUGUGAGAUACGCCACCUCGGUGCCUUCACCUACCACUACAACUACAUACGCCGAUCCACCAGAGUCUCUAAGCUCUCUGGUUCCCUCACUUUCUUACACAACCUGGGGCAAAUGGGAUCCCAACGCUACUACCAAAGCCUCAGAUACGGAUGAUCCGUACGGCCAGGCGGCGUGGACUGCUCUGUGGGAGCAUGCAAACCCUCCUAAUUUUACCGAGACGGGCAUCUUCAGCACCACCGUCUCGCCCACUCCUAUCCCUAGCAGUGAACUGGUUCUUCCGCCGCGAGAUUACUUUGGCCCUUCGGACUGUUACAAUUUCCCAAAGAACUUUAGCUUUGGCGUUGCUAGCUCUGCGAGCCAGAUCGAGGGUGCUACUGCGGAAGAAGGAAAAGCGCCGUCUCUCAUGGAUAUCCUGGUUCGGGAUAACCGUGCCAAAGACUACGUUACGAAUGAGCACUAUUACUACUACAAGCAGGAUAUUGAGCGCGUUGCUGCUAUGGGUGCCAAGCAUUUCUCGUUUAGUAUUGCUUGGACGAGAAUCUUGCCUUUCGCGUUGCCUGGUACGCCGGUGAACCAAGAGGGAAUUGAUCACUACAAUGAUGUGAUCAACUUUAUUCUGGAGAAGGGAAUGACUCCCGAAGUUACUCUGCUUCAUUUCGAUACUCCUCUCCAGUUCUACGGAAGUAACCUUACCAAAGCCGCAGACAGGCCUGAAAUUGGAUAUACCAACGGCGGCUACCAGAAUGAGACUUUCCAGGAUGCUUUUGUUCACUACGCAAAGGUGGUCAUGAGCCACUACGCUGAUCGUGUACCUGUCUGGUUCACCUACAACGAGCCUCUUCUCUACUCAUACAAUGCCCUCUCGGUAUACAAUGUCGUCAAGUCUCAUGCCAGAGUCUACCACUGGUACAAGGAAGAACUUGGCGGACAGGGCAAGAUCGCGCUCAAAUUCAACAACAACUUCGGUGUUCCUCGGGAUCCCAAGAGUGAGGCGGAUGUCUAUGCUGCGGAUCACUUCAACUCGAUCCAACUUGGCCCGUUCUGCAAUCCUAUCUAUCUCGGCAAAGAUUAUCCUGAGUCGUUCAAGAAGACCUUUGAUGACUUUGUCCCGCUGAGCGAGGAUGAUCUCGAGUACAUUGGUGGAACAGCAGACUUCUUGGGCAUCGACCCUUAUACCGCCACAGUUAUCGCACCACCAGUACCUGACGACAAGGACAGUAUUUUAGAAUGUGCCUCCAACUCAACCUCCACCUUCCGUCCAUACUGCGUCAACCAAACUACCACGACCGUCAACGGCUGGAACAUCGGCUACCGCUCCCAAAGCUACGUCUACAUCACGCCCACAUACCUCCGAAGCUACCUAAACUACCUGCACAACACAUGGCGAACCCCCGUAGCCCUCACAGAGUUUGGCUUCCCCGUCUUCGGCGAAGCAGAAAAGGAACUUUCCGACCAGCUGUUCGACUCACCCCGAAGCAUUUACUACCUGAGCUUCUUGUCUGAGACACUCAAGGCGAUCUGGGAAGAUGGUGUUGAGGUUAUUGGAGCUUAUGCUUGGUCUUUUGCUGAUAAUUGGGAGUUUGGAGACUAUGAUGCUCAUUUUGGAAUUCAGACUGUCAAUAGAACGACGCAGGAGAGGAGGUAUAAGAAGAGUUUCUUCGAUAUGGUCGAUUUUAUGAAGGCACGUGGGGUUGAAUAG